This is a messenger RNA of Linum tenue, 336 nucleotides long. NCBI's taxonomy places the organism in Eukaryota, Viridiplantae, Streptophyta, Magnoliopsida, Malpighiales, Linaceae. The record is from the annotation of a GenBank genome assembly.
UGUCCUAUAUGUCUUGAAGAGUAUACUCCGGAGAAUCCUAAGAUUAUGACUAAGUGCUCGCACCAUUUCCACCUUGGUUGUAUCUAUGAAUGGAUGGAGAGAAGUGACAGUUGUCCUGUUUGUGGAAAGGUGAUGGCUUUCGAUGAAACGACAUGAUCUUUCGAGUUGAUAGUUAUGGUGUGGUGUCGUGGAUGAAAACCAGCGCAUAAUAGGGCUUACGAGAGAGUUGUUUGUGAAUAUUGCAGAUCACAAAAGUGUUUGUGAUCUCCCAUCGUAUAUAUAACAAAAGGAAAGUGAAGUGAACAUUGUUUCAGCAGCAUAACAUUUGUUAUGAAC